UGAAUAAAUGCUACUAUGAAGAUUCAACCCUAUGAAAAGAUAAAGGCCAGAGGCUUACCUGAUAAUAUAUCUUCUGUGCUGAACAAGCUGGUGGUGGUGAAACUCAAUGGAGGUUUGGGAACCAGCAUGGGCUGCAAAGGCCCAAAAAGUCUGAUCGGUGUGAGGAAUGAGAAUACCUUUUUGGAUCUGACCGUUCAGCAAAUUGAACAUUUGAACAAAACCUACAAUACAGAUGUUCCUCUUGUUCUAAUGAACUCUUUUAACACGGAUGAAGAUACAAAAAAAAUACUACAGAAGUACAAUCACUGUCGUGUGAAAAUCUACACUUUUAAUCAAAGCAGGUACAAGUAAAAAAAAGAAAAAGUCUGAAGGGUGUUACCUCUGGGAAAUAAAGAUUUCUUUGUCUUGUUUAAAUAGAGCAGCCUCAAGAUGUACAUGUGCCAAAAAACUCAUGUUUGCAAAUGUUCAAUGUCUUUAAAGGCUGAAUACUUGUUCAUAGACAGGUGAUUGUUACAAUCACUCUGUGAUCCUUCCUGAGAGAAAAUCCGCUUGCUCCAUGUGCAGAAUAUUUGAGGAUGGCUUAGGUCAUUGCUUUCUGAGGGCAUAUUGGGGCUCCAUGUGGAUCUAUGAAAAUUUUUAUACGUUCUACAGUAUUGAUAACCUUCUUUCAUGUGGGAAGAAAUUUUUCAACAUCCUGGACAGGCUUGGGGAAAACGUAAUAAAUCCUGGGAAAAAAUCUUCUACUUUGAGGAAGGGAAAGUAAGUGCAGGCAUACCUUAUUU
Messenger RNA from Ailuropoda melanoleuca (giant panda), 782 nucleotides. RefSeq names its product UTP--glucose-1-phosphate uridylyltransferase-like. Bases 16 to 351 code for a protein of 111 amino acids. Gene Ontology annotation, molecular function: UTP:glucose-1-phosphate uridylyltransferase activity. The transcript is spliced from 3 exons. Lineage: Eukaryota; Metazoa; Chordata; Mammalia; Carnivora; Ursidae. The record is from RefSeq and is a predicted model, not a curated record. Gene Ontology annotation, biological process: UDP-alpha-D-glucose metabolic process.